Messenger RNA from Salvia miltiorrhiza (redroot sage), 2125 nucleotides. RefSeq lists its product as uncharacterized. Lineage: Eukaryota; Viridiplantae; Streptophyta; Magnoliopsida; Lamiales; Lamiaceae. Gene Ontology annotation, molecular function: alpha-1,4-glucan glucosyltransferase (UDP-glucose donor) activity. The record is from RefSeq and is a predicted model, not a curated record. The transcript has 15 exons. Bases 197 to 2038 code for a protein of 613 amino acids.
CAAAGUGAUAUUAAUUCUCGUUUGGUGUCUCUCAAAAACAAAAAAACAAAAAAAAAAUCAUCUGGUUUGUUGUGCUGCCGCAGACACUCACUAGAAAAGAAGAAGAGAAAAAUUCACUGAGAUUUAUUAAAAUAUACGUACAAUUCUCUGACGUUGUCAGUUCUCAGAUUCUCCUCAAACAAGCUGCAUUGAUACGAUGAUCAUCCAAGGUUGUUCGUCACAGCCCAUUUCAGCAAGAAACUGCUUCUCCAACUUGUUUUUGUUGCCAAAUCCGAACAAAUAUAGUUUCAAGAAGAGGAUUACAACAUCGAAGCAUGAAUUGGAUGUCAACUAUCGUUUGAAGCCACCGUCGACAAAUUUCAGGAUUCAAGCAUUAGAAACAGAAGCCAACAAGCUGGAUGGUGCAAUAGCAGAAGGUUUGAGAACAAAGUCGCAGUAUGAUCAUCUUAUAUGGCCUUCUCCGAAUGAUGAAGUUCCAUUCUGGAAGAGAGAGUUUCCGUCUUGGGACAUCAGCAACAGCGACCAUGUUGACAUCCAGAAGGAUUCCGACCCUAUGCAUAUUAUUCAUGUCACAGCUGAAAUGGCACCCAUUGCUAAGGUAGGAGGUCUUGGCGAUGUUGUGACUGGGCUAGCCCGUGCAUGUUUGAUGCGUGGCCAUACAGUGGAAGUCUUUCUACCAUUCUAUGAAUGUAUCAACAAACAGCAUAUCAAAGAACUAACAUUGACCAGUACGUAUGACUCGUAUCAUGAUGGGAGCUGGAUCCCCACUAACGUCUAUCGUGGAGUAGUUUUUGACAUUCCAGUGGUAUUUAUCGAACCAUCCAACCACUUCUUCAAGGGACAAAGCGUGUAUGGAGGUUCAUACAAUGAACUGGAAGCAUAUUUAUUCUUUAGCCGUGCCUGCCUCGAAUGGCUGCAGGUCUCUGCAACUCAGCCUGACAUUGUUCAUGUCCAUGAAUGGCAGACUGCUGGUUUGCCAUUGCUCUACUGGGAUAUGUAUCAGUAUCUUUCCCUUCAGAAUCCGCGAAUUGUGUUGACAAUCCAUAAUAUGGAGCACUAUGGAGAAUGCAGGCAAGAGCAAUUGAGCAAGUGCGGUCUUGAUGGAUCUAUAUAUGCGACUGUAGAGAAGGCUAUGGAUGAUAGAACUAUUGGGCACAACCCUGAGAGAUUAAGUUUGCUGAAAGGAGGCAUUGUCUACAGCAAUGCUGUAGUUACAGUAUCUCCAACAUAUCUCAAUGAAACACUUUGCUCGGGAUGGCUUGCUGCAACACUGAUACGACAUCGUGACAAGUACUUCGGUAUUUUGAACGGAAUAGAUACUGCAAUUUGGAACCCUGCAACAGAUGCAUUCUUGCCUGCUAAGUUUGAUGCUAACAAAAUGGAAGGGAAAAAGAUCUGCAAGCUUUUUGUGCAAAGAGGGCUUGGUUUGCCUCCAGAAGCACGGGACUCUGCUAAGGUGCCCCUGGUGGUCUGCAUCACUAGAUUAGUUGCUCAGAAAGGUCUUCAUUUGAUUACUAAUGCAAUCAGACAUGUAGAAGCCCUCGGUGGACAAAUGGUUAUUUUGGGGACUGCUCCAGAUGCUCGAGUUGGAAGCGAAUUUGAAGGUCUUGCCCAGCUGCAUAACGAAGGUCCCAGCAUUCGGAUUCUUCUGAUGUAUAGCGAGGAGCUGUCCCACAUGCUCUAUGCAGCUGCGGACAUUGUGUUGGUUCCAUCUAUAUAUGAGCCAUGUGGACUUUCUCAGAUGAUUGGGAUGCGCUACGGAGCGGUUCCCCUGGUCAGAAAGACUGGUGGUCUUGCAGACACAGUUUUCGACAUGGAUAAUCAGUCUCAUUUUGAGAUUGCAAAUGGCUUUGUCUUCGAAGGGAUCGAUGAAGGAUCCUUGAACUGUGCUCUGGAUCGUGCAUUUUCUUUUUACCGAGAGAAGCCUGAUGAAUGGAGGGCCACAGUGAAGAAGGUUUUGCAGAUGGAUAAUAGCUGGAACAAUGCAGCAGGGAAGUAUAUUGACGUCUAUAACAGUGUGAGAGUCAGACAUAAUUGAAAAUAUUUCGAGUCCAUGUACACCUUCUGCACUCGUCAAUAAAACAACCAAUCUUUAUACUAUAAAUAAAUUGUGCAUGUGUGUUAA